AUGAAAGAGAAGAGCUUGGAACAAGCCAAGAAAAUUGAGGAGCUACAGGCUCGGUUGGACACGGAGAUUGCAGCGGCGAAAUCUGAGGCUGAGACAGUUAAGGCCGAUGCUGAGGCGAUCGUGGCUGUCUACCGACCUGACGCCGAGGCCGCUCAAGCUCGAGCAAAAGAAGUUUCUGACGCUGCUCAGGCUCGAGCAUACUGGGUUGCCGAGCAUGCCAAAUGCCAGUCUCGAAGAGAGACUCUUGAGGAGAUUCAUGCUCGUGGCUUUAACCUUGCUGUCGAGAUCAAGAAUGCGAAAGAGCUUGAGGCUGAAGCCAAAGCGUUGCUCUCUUCUGAUGAUGAUGAUUUUGGGAGUGUAAGUGGAUCUGAGAGCGGAGGAGAUCCAGAUGGCGAUGAUGUAGCUCCCGAGGAAAAUUAG
Nicotiana attenuata is the source of this 420-nucleotide messenger RNA. Its product is annotated as ATP synthase subunit b 3-like. Lineage: Eukaryota; Viridiplantae; Streptophyta; Magnoliopsida; Solanales; Solanaceae. Bases 1 to 420 code for a protein of 139 amino acids. The record is from RefSeq and is a predicted model, not a curated record. The transcript has a single exon.